AUGGCAUAUUACAACAGUGCCCGAGCCGGGGAGCCGGCCAGGAGCCGCCGCGCCCCUCUCCUUGCGAUUGACGUGGCUCCGGCGCUGGAAUACGGAGGCCGCGGCCCCAGCUCGGCAAGAUCAUGGAACCCUUCGACGUCGGUGCGAAGCCCUGACGAAGCCCAGCCCCGGAGCGCGGGUAGUUUGGUGGCGCCCUCGUCGUGGAAUGCCAGGCGCUACUCGGAUUCCGUCUCCCAGCUUCCCUAUGUGCGAUGGCCGUCCGACGGAGCAAGAGUGGGCGGCGCAGCAAGAGUGGGCGGCGCAGCAACCCAGCGGCGCUGGUCGCGAGACCGGGGGGUAGGGCGUAGGAGCGGUCUAAGCAGCGGAGAAGACACACCCUUCUCGUCGUCGUCGCUAUCGUCGUCGGGAAUCUCGGACUCGGAGAUGUCGGGCGACGAGGACGACAGAGACCUGUUCCACGCCCAAGCGCCCUCCUCCUCGCGCCCCCUGCUCAGGAUCGAGCCGGCGCUUCUGUCCGGGGUUCAAGAGCCUCCGUUCUUUGACUGGGCCGAGUUCCACCCCGAGGUGUUGUCUCAGCGCCGACCCCUGACCAGGAACCCCCACGAGGAGAUGAUCGAGGCGCUCGGCCACGUCGACUUUCACGCGCCGAUCGCCGUCAAGGGGCUGGGAAUGCUCGCCAAGCCCAUCAUCCACAAGCAGCGCGGCAUGCCCGUCGGCGAGAUGGCAGCAACCGGGAACCGCACGCUGCUCCGGCCGCUGCCGGCCGGGACCGACCCUACGACGGUGCCGCCCGUCAUGCACCCGCGCGCGCUCGAGCGGCUCGAGAGCGACCUCUUUGACACGGCCAAGUACACGGGCAACACCAACCACCUGACGGUGCUGACAUGGACGGCCGACGGCCACUGGGGCACCAUCACGCUCUACGCCGUCGACGUCGCGUCGCGCGGCGGCGGCAGCACCCCGUCGACGCGCGGUCCGGCCACGCCGUCGACUCCGACGCGCCCAGCGCUCGGCUUCACCAGCACGACGCUGACGCUCCCGCAGCGUAAGAACGGCAGCGCCGCGAACUCGCCGGCAUCCGCCAUGCCGCCCAUGACGCCGUUCGGCACGGCGGCCGGGCUGGGGCUGGCCACGCGGCUGCGGCCGGUCGCGGCCAUGGAGGACGUGCCCAAGUCGGUGCUGGUGGGCAUGCGCACCGACGAGGCGGUGCGCAAGGUGGUGCUGACGCACAGCGACAACCGCUUCCGGUGGAGGGCGCAGGUCACCGGCCGCGACAGCACGCCGCGCUACGCCCGGCUGCCGCGCCACGACCCGCACAAGCACUGCGCCAACACGGCCCACCACCACCUGCCGCACCUGCACCCGCUCGGCCGCCCGUCUCCCAGCGCGCAGCCGCAGCCGCAGCCGCAGCCGCAACAACAAGGGCAGCAUGGGCAACAACAAGGGCAGCACGGGCAGCAGCAGCGUAUCGCCCCGUCGCCGUCCCCGCUGCUCCUCCCCAGCCCGCUCGCCCCGCUGGGCAGCAGAUCCGCACUGUCCCCGUCGGCGCUGUCGCCCGUCUUCCUCUCCGACGUCGAGGACAACGCGCCGCUGUACGAGCGCCGCAUGCGUCGCCGCCGCAGCGCCGUGUCGCACGUCGACGACUCGGACUCGGAGCACCCGGCGGCCGCGUACCGGCCGCGCCUGAAGCCGACCGCCGCGACGUACACGACCAACACGACCACGGGCAACAACGCCAACAACAACCCGCGCAGCAGCACGUUUCCCGGCAGCAGCAGCAACGCGGCGAACAAAAACGCGCACUCGGCCCUCCUCGUCGUCCCCGUGCUCGCGUCACCAACCCGCCUCCCGCCGUCCCCAAUGCGCAACCGCGGCGAAGCCGACGCGGACGGCAUCGUGGCCACCAUCCCGCAGUUCCUAGCCCUGCUCCACGCAGAUAAAUCCAUCGUCGAGAUCGCCUCGUCCGACCCCGUGUCGGACGGCCCGGCCGUCGAGAUGGACGACGGGGCCCGGCUACGGGCCGUCGCGCUGCGCGAGCCACCCCGCGGCAAGCGCCAUCCCGCGAGGGACGUGCAUGUCGUUGUGCUCGUGCCGGAUGGGUCGCGGUGGGCAGAUGAGAGGGUGUUUUGGACGGAUGAGGGGGAUGGGUUGGUUGAGCUGCGGCAGAGGAAGUUUUGGGAUGUUAUUGAGCGGGGGAGGAUGAAUGGGAGGAAGUGA
Messenger RNA from Lasiosphaeria miniovina, 2217 nucleotides. RefSeq lists its product as uncharacterized. Bases 1 to 2217 code for a protein of 738 amino acids. Lineage: Eukaryota; Fungi; Ascomycota; Sordariomycetes; Sordariales; Lasiosphaeriaceae. The transcript has a single exon. The record is from RefSeq and is a predicted model, not a curated record.